Molecule: messenger RNA, 1398 nt
Organism: Tigriopus californicus
Lineage: Eukaryota; Metazoa; Arthropoda; Copepoda; Harpacticoida; Harpacticidae
Product: histone-lysine N-methyltransferase SETD7-like
Exons: 8
Coding region: 162-1337 (391 amino acids)
Molecular function (GO): protein binding
Source: RefSeq, a predicted model, not a curated record
AGCCGGGCCUUGAAAAGCCGACCCGGGCCCUCAAGGUUGACAAAGUCAACGCAGCGUUUUUUUUCUUCCCCAAAAGUUAUAAACAGAAGCUAAGUUGGCUUUAGCAUAUUUUGGUGGAGGUGUGCAAAUAUUAACCAUUGUCUCAUCUGAUUUUGCAGACUAUGCCGCCAGAAAUGACCGUCAACGACCUAAAGGAAUGGUUCAAAAGAGCCUCGGAUUGUCAUUACGAAUUACAUUCGACAUGUGAACUUGAUAAUGAUGCCAAAAGAUCAUCUCUAAGUAUUUCAGAAGGUAGACAAUUCACAAGUUUAAAAGUCAUCUUCAAUCGGUUGGAUGGCGAAGUGGAUGAAUUUGGAAGUGGUUAUGGAACUAUGGAAGCAACACCUCAGCUCACUAUUGAAGGUCCAAUUAAAGAAUUCCAAUUUCAUGGGAAAUGCAUAGAGCGGAUUUGGAGCGAAUCGAACUCUUACGGAGUCAUGCAAUGCGGUGUCAAAUUAGGGAUCUGGAAGACGUUUAGCUUGGACAACAAACUAAAAGCCUUUGUUGAGUACUGUGAAGGAAAGCCAACCAACCACAGUCUUUUGGUAAAGUCCGGUAACUCCUGCCUCAUCGGUAAUUAUCUGGAACACGGAAACAUCCAAGGCAAAGGCAUCUAUUUGUACCCCGGCUUUAAAUACGCCAUUUCCGGAGACUUGAUGGGAGGAAAAAUGCGUAAUGGUCAAUUCGCCAAGGUUCUUGGUGCUCAGAUCCAUCAUUCCCCAUAUGGCGUUCCACAACCCAUCCUUGAGUUUCAAACCAACAACCUCCCAAUUUGCUACGAUCCCGCUACAAGUCUGAGAAUAAGUAAAACUCCCCUUGUGCCCGAUCCAUAUGAAGACUUGGCGGUAUUUGUAAAAGAAUCAGGUACUCCUGGAGCCGGAGAAGGUCUUUUCGCCAAGCAAAAUUUUCAAGCAGGAGAUUUGAUCUCUCUUUUUAACGGACUGAAAAUAUUCAAGACGAGUCGAAUCACAAAGAUAUCUGCGGAGUCAGAGGAUUGGUCAGACUAUCGACUGACUGUAGAUAAGGACGUUGACAUUGAUAUCACUGAGGACCUGGUCUCAUUGAAAACGUAUUGCGCUAGUCACGGUCAUAAAGCUUGCCACAGUUUUGAGCAAAAGAAUGCUAAAUUUGACAACUUAUUUCAUCCACGGUUCGGAGAGAUUAUGAGCAUUGUGGCUUUGACGAACAUUCCUAAAAAUUCGGAGAUUCUGGUAAACUAUAAUUACGAUCUGACUUUGGCUCCGGUUUGGUAUAGAGAUUUAUGGCAACAAUUUCAAACCAAGUGUACCUCAUGCUGACUUAUGAUCUUAAAAAAACAUAUGUGAUUAAAUAAAACUUCAUCAUGUCAAUUUCAUUCGA